Messenger RNA from Erinaceus europaeus (western European hedgehog), 2493 nucleotides. RefSeq names its product minichromosome maintenance complex component 7 (gene MCM7). The record is from RefSeq and is a predicted model, not a curated record. Gene Ontology annotation, biological process: DNA replication; double-strand break repair via break-induced replication; DNA strand elongation involved in DNA replication. Gene Ontology annotation, cellular component: MCM complex; nucleus. Gene Ontology annotation, molecular function: single-stranded DNA binding; ATP hydrolysis activity; single-stranded DNA helicase activity. The coding region runs from base 538 to 2376 and encodes 612 amino acids. The transcript is spliced from 15 exons. NCBI's taxonomy places the organism in Eukaryota, Metazoa, Chordata, Mammalia, Eulipotyphla, Erinaceidae.
GGAAGCGGCGGCUGGAGAGGGGGUGGGGCGGCCUGCGGCCGGGCACGCGUGAGAGAGGCCGAGUCCCGCGAGGGUAGGUGGCCACUGGGACCAUGGCCUGUGCUUCGUAAUGAGACAGGCUGGCGUUCCCUGGGCCGGGAUGUCCGGUGCAAUUUUGCAACCUGGUCCCUUCGUUCUUCCCUUGGUUUUCGCCCUUUUGGUGAAAAGGGUCCCUGCACGGUUGACUACACCUGUUACAACUCCUGUUAGAAAGUGAAGAAGUUCCUACAGGAGUUUUAUCAGGAUGAGGAAUCCGGCAAGAAGCGAUUCAAGUAUGGAGACCAGUUGAUCCAGCUGGCCCAUCGAGAACAAGUGGCCCUGUAUGUGGACCUGGACGACGUGGCUGAAGAUGACCCCGAGUUGGUGGAUUCUAUCUGUGAGAACGCCAAGCGCUACACCAGGCUCUUUGCUGAUGCUGUGCAUGAGCUGCUGCCUCAGUACAAGGAUCGGGAGGUGGUGAAUAAAGAUGUUCUGGAUGUUUACAUUGAGCACCGGCUGAUGAUGGAGCAGAGGAGCCGGGACCCAGGGGCAGCCCGGAGUCCACAGAACCAGUACCCACCUGAGCUCAUGCGCAGAUUCGAGCUUUACUUUCAAGGCCCAAGCAGUACCAAGCCUCGUGUGAUCCGGGAAGUACGGGCUGACUCUGUUGGUAAACUGGUGACCGUACGAGGAAUUGUCACCCGAGUUUCUGAAGUUAAGCCCAGAAUGGUGGUUGCCACUUAUACAUGUGAUCAGUGUGGAGCAGAGACUUACCAGCCUAUUCAGUCUCCCACUUUCAUGCCUCUCAUCAUGUGCCCAAGCCAGGAGUGCCAGACCAACCGUUCAGGAGGACGGCUAUAUCUGCAAACCCGAGGCUCCAAGUUCAUCAAAUUCCAGGAGCUGAAGAUGCAGGAACAUAGUGACCAAGUGCCUGUGGGGAAUAUCCCUCGCAGCAUCACAGUGCUGGUGGAAGGAGAGAACACCAGGAUCGCCCAUCCUGGGGACCACAUCAGCGUCACUGGCAUUUUCUUGCCAAUUCUGCGCACUGGUUUCCGGCAGGUGGUGCAGGGUUUGCUCUCAGAAACUUACUUGGAAGCCCACCGCAUUGUGAAGAUGAGUAAGAGCGAGGAGGAUGAAUCAGAGACAGGAGAGCUGAGCAGGGAGGAGCUGCGACAGAUUGCAGAGGAAGAUUUCUAUGAGAAGCUGGCAGCAUCCAUUGCCCCAGAGAUCUACGGGCACGAGGAUGUGAAGAAGGCGUUGUUGCUGCUGCUGGUGGGGGGUGUGGAUCAGUCCCCUCGAGGCAUGAAGAUCCGAGGCAACAUCAACAUCUGCCUCAUGGGAGACCCUGGUGUGGCCAAGUCCCAGCUCCUAUCUUACAUCGACCGCCUGGCCCCUCGAAGCCAGUACACGACAGGUCGUGGCUCUUCAGGUGUGGGUUUGACAGCUGCUGUACUCCGUGACUCCGUGAGUGGGGAGCUGACAUUGGAGGGGGGCGCCCUUGUGCUGGCAGACCAGGGCGUGUGCUGCAUUGAUGAGUUUGACAAGAUGGCUGAGGCCGACCGCACAGCCAUCCACGAGGUCAUGGAGCAGCAGACCAUCUCCAUUGCCAAGGCUGGCAUCCUCACCACGCUCAACGCACGCUGCUCCAUCCUGGCAGCUGCCAACCCUGCCUACGGGCGCUACAACCCCCGCCGGAGUCUGGAGCAGAACAUACAGCUUCCUGCUGCACUGCUCUCACGAUUUGAUCUUCUCUGGCUCAUCCAGGAUCGGCCUGACCGUGACAAUGAUCUGCGGUUGGCCCAGCACAUCACCUAUGUACACCAGCACAACCGGCAACCCCCAACGCAGUUUGAACCUUUGGACAUGAAGCUCAUGAGACGCUACAUUGCCAUGUGCCGGGAGAAGCAGCCCACCGUGCCAGAGUCCCUAGCCGACUAUAUCACAGCCGCAUAUGUUGAGAUGCGGCGAGAGGCUUGGGCCAACAAGGAUGCCACCUACACUUCUGCCCGGACCCUGCUGGCCAUCCUGCGUCUGUCCACAGCUCUGGCACGGCUGCGAAUGGUGGACAUUGUGGAGAAGGAAGAUGUGAACGAGGCCAUUCGGCUGAUGGAAAUGUCCAAGGACUCACUCCUGGGUGACAAGGGGCAGACAGCUAGGACGCAGAGACCCGCAGAUGUGAUAUUUGCCACCAUCCGGGAGCUGGUCACCGAGGGCAGGAGUGUUCGCUUUUCUGAGGCAGAGCAACGCUGCAUCUCUCGUGGCUUCACACCAGCCCAGUUCCAGGCAGCACUGGAUGAGUAUGAAGAGCUAAAUGUCUGGCAGGUCAACACCGCCCGCACACGCAUCACUUUUGUUUGACUGAUUUGAGCUGCUUAAUACCAAGUCUUGUCUGCAUACCAUGUGUGCUGAACCCCUUUCCCCCCCCCAACUGCACUUGAUCCCUUUUGCUAGUAAAGUGUUUGUAGAUUAUCAUUA